Molecule: messenger RNA, 1330 nt
Organism: Panicum hallii
Lineage: Eukaryota; Viridiplantae; Streptophyta; Magnoliopsida; Poales; Poaceae
Product: bidirectional sugar transporter SWEET11-like
Exons: 4
Coding region: 270-1196 (308 amino acids)
Biological process (GO): carbohydrate transport
Cellular component (GO): membrane
Molecular function (GO): sugar transmembrane transporter activity
Source: RefSeq, a predicted model, not a curated record
AGGAAUGAAGGAGCUGAGUGCACCGAACUGGACAGCACCCAUCAGCACGCCAGCCCACCAAAACGGGCUAUAAAACCUCGCAUGCCCCGGGGGCCAAACCACACACAUCAGCAGCCAUAGCAUCACCACCUAGUAGCAGAGCUCCUCUCGUGGAGGGAAGUAGGAAAGAGAGGCUCCGGUCUCUUGAGCCCUAGCUAGCCGGCCGUCGCGUCGUCUAGCUAGAUCUCGCUCCUCUUCCCUUUCCUCCCUCUCCGUCGUCGUCGUCAGCAAUGGCUGGGGGGCUCCUCCACAUGGCUCACCCGGCGAUCACCCUCUCCGGCGUCGCAGGGAACAUCAUCUCCUUCAUGGUGUUCCUCGCACCAGUCACGACGUUCCUGCAGGUGUACCGCAAGAAGUCGACGGGCGGGUUCAGCUCAGUGCCGUACGUGGUGGCGCUCUUCAGCUCGGUGCUGUGGAUCUUCUACGCGCUGGUGAAGACCAACUCGAGGCCGCUGCUGACCAUCAACGCCUUCGGCUGCGGCGUGGAGGCCGCCUACAUCGUCUUCUACCUCGUGUACGCGCCGCGGAGGGCGAGGCUCAGGACCCUAGCCUACUUCUUCCUGCUGGACGUGGCGGCGUUCGCGCUCAUCGUCGUCGUCACCCUCUGCGGCGUCCCCAGGCACCUCCGGGUCAAGUUCCUCGGCAGCGUCUGCCUCGCCUUCUCCAUGGCCGUCUUCGUGGCGCCCCUCAGCAUCAUCGUCAAGGUGGUCAAGACCAAGAGUGUGGAGUUCCUGCCCAUCAGCCUGUCCUUCUGCCUCACCCUCAGCGCCGUCGCCUGGUUCUGCUACGGCCUCUUCACCAAGGACCCCUUCGUCAUGUACCCGAACGUGGGCGGCUUCUUCUUCAGCUGCGUGCAGAUGGGGCUCUACUUCUGGUACCGCAAGCCCCGGGCCACGAACGCCGUGCUGCCGACGACCAACGAUGGCGCGGCGCCGCCGCCGCCGUCCGUGCAGGUGCAGGGGCAGGUGAUCGAGCUGCCGGCCAACACCAUCGCCAUCCUGUCCGUGAGCCCCAUCCCCAUCGUCGGCGUGCACAGGAUCGAGGUGGUGGACGGCCAGCACAAGGACGCCGCCGCCGCCGCCGAGGCCUGCAGGAUGGCCGCCGCCAACCCCGACGGCCCCCCGCCGCAGGUCAUCGAGAUCGUCCCCGCCCUCUGACCCACCGUCGAUCGGCACCAACAACAAGGCGCGGAUAGCAAGCAAGCACAGUAUGUAUCAUGGAUCUACUACACGGGUGUGCUCUGGCCGGUGUCGAUUAAUUAGUUGGUCGUUUUUAGUUGGUUAAUUGUUCG